Danio rerio (zebrafish) is the source of this 631-nucleotide messenger RNA. NCBI's taxonomy places the organism in Eukaryota, Metazoa, Chordata, Actinopteri, Cypriniformes, Danionidae. The record is from RefSeq and is a predicted model, not a curated record.
AUGUAUCCUAACAUAAUUAUUCUGGUCAUUGCUGUUCUGUGCAUCACUGGAGUAGUAGUUUACUGCUGCCUUCAAAAGAACUCCAGGAAGUAUUCUGUCGACUUGCACCCUAAAAAAGAAGAUGCUCAGAUUCCACUCAGCACAGUGGAUGCAGAAGUGUUUGACACCACGUCAGAAAAAGAUUUGCAAACAUUUGCUCCAGUUGAGCCAGUAAAGGACCCUGACAUUGGGAAGGAAGCUGAAAAGCCUGAGGAAGGAAAAGAAAUACCUGAUGUUAAACAAGAAAACCAACAGAAUUUGUCCACCCCUGAGGCCACAGUGAUUCCAAAUGACAAAAAAGAUGAACUGACUGUAGUGGAUCUGACUGAUGCAGAACCAGCGAUCUCAACCAAAACCUCAAUGGAAUCACUAGAUGAUACUCUUAAUGAAAACAACAGCAACAACACAAGAAUUGAAGGCAUUGCCAAUGGGUAUGAAUUCAUUGAGAUCUUUCUUGAUGGUCCACUCUAAAAUAAAUCAGCUCCUUCCCAACAUUUUACAAUGAUCUUUGAACCUGAUUGAUGGAUUUUUGACUCUGCAACAUGGAAAACAACUUCUUCAUUUUUACCUGUGUGUAAGUCUACUUUUCAGA